UUCUUUAAGGCAAGAAGAAGGGUCACAGUGGCGUUUUUACUUAACCCAUUCCCAUUCCAAUUCAAUUUCCUUCAGUAACCCUAACCUAACCCUAAACCAAAAAUUCAGAGGCUUUCUGUUUUGUGUCUGUCGAUGCUCCGCGUUGGUGCUGCCAAGGCUCAAUCGGAGAGGAGGGUUCCUUUGUUAAAUGCUCUCUCUCUUCUCUCUCUGCUUUCCCUUUUCUCUUUUCAUGUCUUCAAUCACCGCAUCUGCCUCUGCUCCUUCAGGGUCUCCAAAAACCCUACUUUUUGAUUUUCAUCCCAACCCUUUUCCUCUUUUCCAUUCUCGUCCUUUGAUAAUCAAUUUCAGCCUUUUGGGUUUCCAACUUCCAUCUCCUCACCAACACGACUGAUUCUAAGAUGCUACUAUUUGGGUCAUUUACUGAAGAUGAAACCCGAUCACUGCUGUCAAAGCAGUCUUCUGGGAAAAAUGAAAAGCCUGUGGAGAAGAAUCAGCUGCAGUUUGGAUCUCUGAAUUCUGUUACUGUUGAGUCAAACAACCUGCAAAACUCAUCAAAGGCAUCAGUUAGUGCACCGCCCUCUGAUUCUCAGAAAUGUAAUGGAGUGAAAAAUGAUAAUGAUAGUUCAUCUGAAGUUCCAGGAGCAAUUAAUGAGAAUGGCAGCAUUACCAAUUUCUCCCCUAGCCCCACGAGUACGAGUAGUGUGAAUGAAGUUGACGAGAAAAAUGCAAAUUCUUUUACAUUACUUGAUGAAGAUGGUCCCUCAAACAAGUUUUCAAAAUUGAGCCUAGAUGCUUCCGAGACUGAAAACUCGAGGAAUGUACAUAAAACUGGCAAUGGAGAUGAUUCUUCAUUAAAGUUCUCCCAUCGAGAACCCGCAAAGGCACCUAACGGGCAUGCUGUUCUGCCUGUUAAAGACAUACUGCCUCGAGGCCUUAUCAACUCUGGGAAUCUUUGCUUUCUUAAUGCAACCGUGCAGGCCCUGUUGUCAUGCUCACCUUUUGUUCAUCUUUUACAGCAAUUAAGAACUCGCAACCUUCCUAAGGUUGGAUAUCCUACAUUGACAGCAUUUGCUGAGUUCAUAACCCAAUUUGAUAUGCCAAGCAACACUAACAUAAACAAGCAAGAUACGGAUAUGUUUGAGUCUGGAAGGCCAUUUUGCCCUGUUAUGUUUGAAAGUGUUCUAAAAAAUUUUACUCCAGAUGUGCCAAAUAGCAUUUCAGGAAGACCAAGGCAGGAAGAUGCUCAGGAAUUUCUGAGCUUUGUAAUGGAUCAAAUGCAUGAUGAAUUACUGAAGCUGGAAGGACAAUCUUCAAGUCUUAAUGGCACUCAAUUUUCUCUUGUUUCUUCUGUGGAAGAUGAUGAAUGGGAAACAGUGGGGCCGAAGAAUAAAUCUGCUGUUACAAGGACUCAAAGCCUUCGCCCAUCAGAAUUAAGUAGUAUUUUUGGAGGAGAGCUUAAAAGUUUGGUGAGAGCUAAAGGAAAUAAGUCGGCCUUUGUUCAACCAUAUCUCUUACUCCAUCUUGACAUCUAUCCUGAGACCGUACACACUAUCGAGGAUGCACUACGCUUGUUUUCUGCAUCAGAAACUCUUGAAGGGUACCGGGUAUCACCCACUGCAAAGGCUGGUGUGGUGACUGCAAGAAAAUCUGUACAAAUAGUGACGCUUCCUAAAAUAAUGAUAUUUCACCUGAUGCGUUUUGGUUACGGAAGCCAGGGAAGCAUCAAGUUGCAUAAGGCCGUGCAGUUUCCUCUUGAGUUGGUAUUGAGUCGUGAUUUGCUUGUUUCACCAUCUACUAAGGGUCGAAAGUAUGAACUUGUUGCUACAAUUACUCACCAUGGAAGGGAGCCUUCGAAGGGGCACUACACAGCUGAUGCCCAAUACCCUAAUGGUCGGUGGCUACGAUUUGAUGAUGCAUCUGUCUUUGCUAUUGGAACAAAUAAGGUGCUGCAUGAUCAAGCCUAUGUCCUUUUCUACAGACAGCUGUGA
Messenger RNA from Vigna radiata var. radiata (mung bean), 1988 nucleotides. RefSeq names its product ubiquitin carboxyl-terminal hydrolase 24. Gene Ontology annotation, biological process: protein deubiquitination. Gene Ontology annotation, molecular function: cysteine-type deubiquitinase activity; cysteine-type endopeptidase activity. The transcript has 7 exons. The coding region runs from base 399 to 1988 and encodes 529 amino acids. NCBI's taxonomy places the organism in Eukaryota, Viridiplantae, Streptophyta, Magnoliopsida, Fabales, Fabaceae. The record is from RefSeq and is a predicted model, not a curated record. Gene Ontology annotation, cellular component: cytosol; nucleus.